AUGUUGCUUCAAUUGUUACGAGGAAAGGUACGCCUUGCACCGUUGACCCGUUACGGCGGCCCAAAUAGACUUCAUCUUUUAAUUGGAGGUAUUGGAAUUGCCAUGGUGACUACAGGAGCUGUAAUGUCAAAAUCUCACGCCAUAGGGAGAAAGGCAAAAAUGAUUCUCAUGACAUGGUUCGAACUUUCUUUUUCCCAUUUUACAGACAUGUUUUUUUCGGGGGGUUCAGAGGUUUUUUUCAUCUUGUGGAUUUUUAUCUAAUGUAUUAUUAUUCAAUGGAUUAUCAAGAAAUAUUUUGAAUGAUAGUAGUUAUCAUAGUAGCCAAGAUAGUGAUUAUAUAUAUAUGAUAGUCAGGAAAAUGAUAGCUGUAGUGAUGAUAGUUAUGAUAGUAGCUUUAGAGAUGAUGGUGAACUGGAUGAUGACACUUUUUACUUUUAUGAUCAGGGUAAUAUAAGACAUUUAACAGACAGUAAUAUAUUAGAAGCAGAAGAGAAAUUACGUAAUAUAAAAGGAUAAAGGAUAAAACCCUAAUAAUAUUUAAACAUAUAAUAUCUAUGUAAUGUUAUAAUAUAAUGUACUAUAAUAAAAUAAUUCAUGAUGAAUCGAAUAAAGUAAUGUUUCCCUUAUGUUAUAAGCAAAUCAAGGAACGAUCAAUUAUAGUAGAAAAACGUUAAUUAUCCAGUUAUGAUAAUUAACAUAAAAUAGUAAGAAAAUCAAUAUACUCCAGAAAAAUACUACCUUGAUAGGGUAAUCUUCAACUUAACGAAAACGUGUGACAUAAUGAUAACCAAAAAUAAUAAAAAUAAGAUUAUAGCAGUCUCUGAAAAGAUAAACAAAGUAUUACCAUAGAUUAAUGGUGAUAGAAAACGGAUGAUUAAUAUCAAACCAUUUACCACUUGUGUCUUCAAUAUUAACAAAAUUGAUAUUUGAACUAACACCGGAAGGAUUCAGAUGUACGUUAUUGGGUGGACCUUUGUAUCCAUCUUUGAAAUGGAUUUCAUAAAGACAAGAUACAUUGAAAGUAAUAUUCUCAUGAAUUGCGUUAAAAGAAAAAUGCGCACUAUUUGAAAUUAAAACAUUAGCUCCACUUGUAACUGGUCCUACUGUAAUAUUGUUGUUAUAUGAAAGGUUUUUGUAAUAAUAAUAAUAAACACUUUCAGGUUUAUCAUCCACGACUUUCUUCCCACAACCUGUGAUCACAUGGUACAAAAAUGGACACCUGAUAGAAAAGGAGAGGAAGUACUUUGGAGAAAGGAGUCUAAACUUAAAGAAAAUUCAAUUCCAGGACCGAACUAACCAAAUGGCAAACGUUAUGAGAGUGAUAUGGGUCAUCGUUAAAGUUGUUGGUAAGUAUGGAGUUAAAAAACGUACAAACAAACUGAUAAAUCACCUUGAGUAAAACAACAGUGUCCAAAACAUUCCAAUCUAGUAUUUCAAUGGUUACUUUUUUUCUAAUUCGAUCUGUUAAGUGAAUCCUUACAUUGUAUCCAGUCCUCCCAAUGAAAUUCAAGUUCAGCAUGUUAGUGAUACUGUGAAAUUAAACUGUUCAGCCGGUGGCUCGCCUCUACCUAAAAUC
Molecule: messenger RNA, 1576 nt
Organism: Pocillopora meandrina
Lineage: Eukaryota; Metazoa; Cnidaria; Anthozoa; Scleractinia; Pocilloporidae
Source: the annotation of a GenBank genome assembly